UGCACGAAAUGGAGCGUCCUGGCUCUAAAUCAUGAUGCACGUUAUGAGCAUCGAGCCCCCUGUGAAAAGUUGGUGGCAUUUGAAUCCACUAAUAGCGACAGGAGGUUUCUAGGCUGUGCAAAAAAGGGCGGCGAUCCACGAGGCUCAUGGGUGAUCACGUCGACCUAGGGCAACCCAUAGCCGCUGCACGCCCUGACAGGUCCUACCCGAGCAUGUGGGGUUUCGGGUUUUGAAAAGCGCUCGCCGAAUUGCUUGCGUACCGCGCUUCCGGCCGGGUCUUCUUUAAAGUGAGCUGCGGUGCAUCUCAAAGUAAAUUUUUUCGUACAUGUAUCUUUCACCUGGAAACCACGCCAGCUGGUUAGCCGUUAAUUAAGAUGGAGCUACAAUUAAUUGGCAACGUUCUUUUUUCCGGGGAGCCAAUGGUUUAACAACACAACGACAAGUACAAGCCAGCUGGUUAACCGUUAAACAAGUACAUCAACUGAAUCAAAUCAUCCAUUUCCAAGCUAGGCGAUCGACAGAGCCACCACCUCAUAUUUUACUCCUAAUAAUACACCAUUUGCUGCUCUGACUUCCCAUAGAGGAUAGGAUAGCUCCAAGACAUAACAAUUAUUACAUUACAAAAAUAGCAUCAAGAAGUUGACCCCCAUCAUUUGUCCCAAGAAAUGGCAGCAGAUGAGGCUGAAUCUGUGCGUAUAUAACUAGGGGACUAAUCGAGCCAGAUGUCAAGCUAAGGUAGUACGUAGUAGCUAGGACUAGGAGAGAUGGAAAGGGAGAAGAUGGAGAGGGGCAAGUCUGAGCUGAGGAUGGCUAUCGAGGACCUCUCCUUGCCCAGCUCAGGAGAUGGUGAAGAUCAGGAGCAGCAGGGAAAAAUUAGGAGGUCAUCCACCAUGGUUCUCCUCUGUGUCUCCAACCAGCUUCUACGUGUCCUUGAUGCGAUUGGGCCAACGCUUCUAGUCCUCAGGCAAGACAUUCAGCAAAAUGUUCAGAGAUUACAGGAUCUCCAUGCAAGAGACACCUCGAAAUACGCGGGCUUGAUGGAGAUCGUGAUGGAAGAAAUGGAGGAAGGGACCUCAAAGAAGACCAACAGUUGUACAAGGGCAAUUAUCUGGCUGGCUAGGUCGGUGAAUUUCUCGAUAUGUUUGCUGGAGAGAUUAGUGAAGAACCCAGAGUCAAGCCUGCAAGAGAUGGUGGAAGAAGCAUACGAGAGCACCCUGAAGCCAUUCCAUGGAUGGAUCUCAUCAGCUGCUUACAGGGUAGCAUUGCGACUCAUUCCAGAGAGAGACAUCUUCAUUGAGUUGCUGAUGGGGAACUGCCAGGAUACCGGGGAUUUUGGGGAAGAUGUCAUGAUCUUGGUCUCCAUUGUACAGCCUCUGCUAGAGGAGAUCAAUGUCAUCUACAGAUGUCUGCGUUGUAUUUGUUGUUGUACCUGUAGUUUAAUAGCCGGUUGGAUGUAUCGUGUCAGAGGACUUAAAAUAACUGAAGCACAAUGCAUCUCUUGCUUUUCCUUUGGACGUUGAUAACUGCCACAUGUGUGUCAGGAAAGAAGACGCACCACACGUCUUUAAUGUAAAUAGAUUGCCAUGUCAUCGCAUGCAUGCAUGCGAGAAUCUUUUCGGAUUUUCAGUUUUUAA
Molecule: messenger RNA, 1634 nt
Organism: Aegilops tauschii subsp. strangulata
Lineage: Eukaryota; Viridiplantae; Streptophyta; Magnoliopsida; Poales; Poaceae
Product: glycolipid transfer protein 2-like
Biological process (GO): ceramide transport; intermembrane lipid transfer
Cellular component (GO): membrane; cytoplasm; cytosol
Molecular function (GO): ceramide 1-phosphate binding; ceramide 1-phosphate transfer activity
Source: RefSeq, a predicted model, not a curated record